Suillus discolor is the source of this 1254-nucleotide messenger RNA. RefSeq lists its product as uncharacterized. The record is from RefSeq and is a predicted model, not a curated record. Bases 115 to 1152 code for a protein of 345 amino acids. The transcript has a single exon. NCBI's taxonomy places the organism in Eukaryota, Fungi, Basidiomycota, Agaricomycetes, Boletales, Suillaceae.
UGCAACCUCCACUUUGCUUUCGACACCAGCAGAGACGAGGCGACACAUGCAGACCAUUGCACAUCACUGACGAAUAAUUUUGAGCAGAUCAUUUAGCAGCAAGUAAAUGUCCCGAUGCCAUCGUCUGAACCAUCCACCGAUGUCGUUGUCGAGCGCACACUUAUCCAAUCUUCUGCUAUUAGUACUUUCCCAACAAUUUCACGUACACUUGCAGAUGUGCGUGAAGAGGUUGCCCAGAGCCUCGCACUCCGUAUGAUCACAAAAGCACGCACCGUCGAUGGUGUCCGCAUAGGUGUCCACUUCACCUUCUCGAAGAAAGACGAUGGUCGCUUUCUUCGGCUUAUCACUUCCCAUAUCCGUGCACGACUACCUUCCUCCCGAUAUCUCUUCGCUAUAGCCACAACUGGUUCAUCCCCGACAAGUCGUGAUACCCGGGACCGCGCACGCACUUCAAAUGCGCUCGUUAUCUGUGGGUCAGAUGAAGAUGAUGUUCAGCGUGCUGUACUCCUCGCAUCCUCUAAAUUUUUGGGACGUGUCGAUGCAGUUCAAAACACGGGUACUCUCCUUGCUGCCUCUGUAAGGCAUAUUGGCUCAUCUUAUGAUGACGCUGCCUUAUGGGACGUGUUGUCCAAGUCUGUGCGCACUCCCAUCGAUCCUCUUCUCCCUCCACCCGGAUCUCGCAGCAUUGAUCAACUUCUAUCUGAUGCUCGAUCAAAGCUCGAGAGAAUGACGCCACGACAAGCCUAUGAAGCCCUUCACGACCCCACAUACCCAAUGCCGGUCUUUCUGGUAGAUAUUCGCCCAGCUUCCCAACGUGCUCGUGAAGGCGGGAUUCACGGAUCCCUCAUCAUCGAGCGAAACGUUCUGGAAUGGCGUUUUGACCCACGUUGCGAAGCACGACUUGCAAUCGCAGAUCGUUAUGAUUUAAAGAUAAUCAUAUAUUGUCAGGAGGGGUACACCAGCUCUUUGGCUGCGGCAUCCCUCCACGAACUUGGGUUGCUCAAUGCGACUGAUAUAGUGGGCGGUUUUGCCGCAUGGCGUGCGGCUGGCCUACCAGGUCAAAUAAAGCCCCCGUCCACUAUCAGCGACGAAGAAAGCUAUCAAAUCAGCCAGCCUUCGUUUGAUUCUGACGAUGUGAUUGACGGUAUUUGACUAGUUUUGAUGUCAAUCGCGUAUUUUAGUAUACCCAGAUUUAUGAGCCGUUAUAAUUAUUAUGCACAAGUGCUAUGGAAAUCGAUCACAACCAAAAAUACA